Molecule: messenger RNA, 1558 nt
Organism: Nelumbo nucifera (sacred lotus)
Lineage: Eukaryota; Viridiplantae; Streptophyta; Magnoliopsida; Proteales; Nelumbonaceae
Product: putative carboxylesterase 6
Molecular function (GO): hydrolase activity
Source: RefSeq, a predicted model, not a curated record
UGAACAAUGGGAACAAAUAGAGAGGGCUGGAAUCCAGUAAAGAGAAGGGGGAUGGAACUCUUCAUUCUUCACUAACUUUCGGCUUGGCUUAUCUCUUCUCUCAAGCUAGCUACCUCCAUAUAAGGAGAUCUCCAGGGCCAAGAGGGGUCACACAGCAUUUGCACUACUUCAAGCUAGACAAGCCACAGCUAGCCAUAGUGAUCGAAAAGCAUCGAUCGAUCGAUCAUUUUUCCUCUUUCCACAAUUCAUAGCAAGAAAAGAAGAAUGGCCACCAUUUCUCUCGAUCCCAGGCUGAACCUCUCCAUUGCAAAGGACCAUCGCCAACACGGAGUUGUCACAGAUGAGAUUGAAGGGAUCAUCAGAGUGUACAAGGACGGGCACGUGGAGCGUCCUCCGAUCGUCCCAAAUGUUGUAUGCACAGUGGCUUCAGAGCCCGACGUGGCAUCUAGAGAUGUAGCGAUCAACAAAAUCACUAACGUGUGGGCUCGAUUCUAUGUGCCCAGAUGCCAGCAGGGGAAGCUACCCUUCCUUGUUUACUUCCAUGGCGGUGGAUUCUGCGUAGGCUCGGCCGCCUGGAAGUGCUACCAUGAAUUCCUGGCGAAACUAGCAGCCAGAGCCGGCUGCUUGAUUAUGUCCGUCAAUUUCCGAUCGGCACCCGAGAAUCGUCUCCCGGCCGCCUACGAGGACGGCUGUAAUGCCGUGCUGUGGGCCAAACAACAAGCGCUGAACGGGUCUAAUGACCAAAGGUGGUGGUGGAGCCAGUGCAACUUUACGAAAGUGUUCCUCGCUGGCGAUAGUGCUGGAGCCAACAUAGCGCACAAUGUGGCCAUCCGGCUGGGUUCCCUCGAAUUAUCCGAGGCUGUACCGAAACAAUUCUGUCUCAAGGGGACUAUACUCAUACAGCCAUUCUUCGGUGGAGAGGCAAGGACUCAUUCAGAGAUAAAUACAGCACAAUCCUCUAGCUCGGCGCUGAGCUUGGCAGCCUCGGACGUUUACUGGCGAUUAUCUCUGCCCGUGGGAGCCAACCGCGAUCAUCCUUGGUGCAACCCUCUUUCCAAAAGCUCGACCAAAUUGGAGGCCCUGAAACUCCCCCCAGAAACCUUGGUUUGCAUCUCAGAGAUGGAUAUACUGAAGGACAGAAACCUGGAAUUCUGCACCGCAAUGGCCCGCGCCGGUCAUAACGUGGAGCAGCUGAUAUGCAAGGGUGUAGGCCAUGCUUUUCAAAUUCUGCACAACUCUCACUUCUCCCAGGCUCGAACCCAUGAAAUGAUCUCUCGUAUCAGUGCCUUCAUCAACCGGUGACAACCGACCCAUGAUUUGUUAACCUUUUUUUUAAAUCUAUAUAGGCGUCUGUUGUGUAGAUUCUUUAGGUCGAAUGUUUGUAUGUAGUAUCUACACCCGAAUAUGGAGAAUUUUCAAGAGAGAAGAAAGAGGUGGAGAGAAUCAAGCUCUUGACAACCCAAUAACAAACAAUUGCCAAGGAGUUGAAACUUGAAAAGAGACCCGUAAAGUUGUGCUUUCUCUUCAGUUCACAAUGGAUUCCAAUCUCUUUUCCUUC